AUGAGAGCAAGGCGGGGCUAUACACGAGAUAUACUAACGCAGUACCUGAAAAAUACGGGAAAUAGUUGCCGCUCGGCCAUAAUGCAGAAACUCGGGCCGUGCGAUGAAUUGCGCGAAACACAACGAAAGUAUUUGUCUAUAUUGCGCUUGACUCGAGCCUUCAGCUCACACUUUAGGAACGUAGUUGUCACGCAACAUGCCUUAGCUGAUGCAUUUUCCGAUUUAUCACAAAAGAACCCUGAACUGCAAAAGGAAUUCACCUGCAAUUCGGAGACACAACGAAAUUUGACCAAAAACGGUGAACUGCUCCUAAAUGCACUCAAUUUUUUCAUUUCUUCUGUGAACACGUUGUGCAAUAAGACUAUCGAUGAUACUUUGUUAACGAUACGACAAUACGAGACAGCAAGAAUUGAAUUCGAUGCUUAUCGCAUGGAUUUAGAGAACUCCAAACCCGAAAUGACACAAACCGUGUGCUCAGUGGAGGAAGCACAGCGCAGUUAUGCGCAUCAUAAGGAGCUCUAUGAAAAGCUGCGUGCCGAUGUUGCCGUGAAAAUGCAAUUUCUUGACGAGAAUCGGAUCAAAGUGAUGCAUAAGCAGCUUAUUUUACUGCACAAUGCGAUUGCAGCUUAUUUCUCGGGUAAUGCCAUGGCACUGGAGAGUACUUUGAAACAGUUCAAUAUUAAAUUAAAAUCACCGAAUACUGUCACUGGUUCCUGGUUGGAACAGUAGUAGUGCUACAGACUGUAGUUACCCACAAUAAGAAGAAACACAUCCACACGCAAGCAUGGCAGCACAAUGGGCACAAUGUGUAAUGCAAACUGAAUGUCUCGAAUUUUCAUUUUUUCCAAAAAACAAUUCAAAGUUUGCAGUUUGCUGAACGAGCACGCUCUCUAAAAGUAAUAAUUCUUCGUAUCGUAACAAUAUUUAAUGCUAUCUAUACGUUAGGUCAACCCAUUAAUUCAUAAGCUAAAAUGUGGCGAAUAAUACCCAAAAUGUAUUAUGUACUAUGUUAUAUUAUGUAUGUAUGUUUUUUACUACGAAACUACUCACAUUUCCACGCUGCACAUGCGUACAUAUGUAAGCAUGUAUUUACAAUAGUUCCUUAUCUUUUAUUUAAAAUUUAUUUAAACAUCUAAUUUAACACAAUGCGCUUGCUUGUAAAAUUGACAGACCAAAAAGCGCUUAGUGCAAUAUUUUUCAUGUACACAAACUUAUGAGAAUCUUUAAGUUUAAAUAGUCGACACACAAUUUUAUCAUAACAAUGAAAUUUGUGUUUAUUUAUACAUAUGUAUUUCAUUGUUUACUAGUCAACAUAUUAUUUUAAU
Molecule: messenger RNA, 1325 nt
Organism: Scaptodrosophila lebanonensis
Lineage: Eukaryota; Metazoa; Arthropoda; Insecta; Diptera; Drosophilidae
Product: arfaptin-2-like
Exons: 5
Coding region: 1-729 (242 amino acids)
Biological process (GO): regulation of Arp2/3 complex-mediated actin nucleation; intracellular protein transport
Cellular component (GO): trans-Golgi network membrane
Molecular function (GO): phospholipid binding; protein domain specific binding
Source: RefSeq, a predicted model, not a curated record